AUGGAAUCGUACCUGGUUGGGGAAGAUUUGUGGGACAACGUUGUAGACGAUGAUGAUGUAGCUCAUAAGGAUGUUGCUAAAAAUGCGGAAACAUCGAAGAAGCGGAAGAGACUCAACACAAAGGCAGAAUUUGUGUUAAAGAGGUCAAUCUCCCACAAUCUGUUUGAGCACAUCAUCGGUUGUGGAUCUGCUCGCGAGAUAUGGGAAACGCUUUAUCGUCUUUUCAAUAAGAAGAACGAGGCUCGUCUCCAAAUACUUGAAAACGAGUUGGCAGCCGCAAAGCAAAUCGGAUCUGUCUCGGAUUUCUUUCUUAAGGUAAAGAAUAUUUGCUCAAAAGUUUCUUUAUUGAACCCAAAUGAGAAAAUAUCAGAGGCUCGAACAAAGAGGCAUAUUGUUCGAGGACUUCGACCCGAAUAUACACCAUUCAUCACCUCGAUUCAAGGUUGGUCUCAACAACCUUCACUCGAGGAGUUUGAAAAUCUCUUGUCAUCUCAAGAGUCGUUGGCCGCACAAAUAACUAGAACGAGUAUAAAGGAGGAGUCGAAUAGUGCGUUGCUCGUGAAGAAAUCGAGUUGGAAAAAUGGAAAGUCAAAGAAGGAAGAAACAUGUCAAGAUUCUUCAAAUAUUCCUAAGAAGUCCCUUAAGUGUUUCAGGUGCGGCAAGACUAGACACUUCAAGAGAGAUUGUCGAGUAAAUUUGAAUGGAAAUUUUGUUAGUUCAAAUCUCGGAGAAAAGUCUAACCAACGUGUUGAGGAGGACUAG
Messenger RNA from Impatiens glandulifera, 762 nucleotides. RefSeq lists its product as uncharacterized. The coding region runs from base 1 to 762 and encodes 253 amino acids. The record is from RefSeq and is a predicted model, not a curated record. Gene Ontology annotation, molecular function: nucleic acid binding; zinc ion binding. The transcript has a single exon. Lineage: Eukaryota; Viridiplantae; Streptophyta; Magnoliopsida; Ericales; Balsaminaceae.